UCACAGUAGAUACUGAGACAAGAGUGGGUAGAUGUGUCAUGGUCACAAUGAACCUGACCUCCAGCUCUGAUCCUGUCUACUUCCUUACCAGCAGAUUUCCUGGUAUGAGAGACCAGCCAGAUACCAUCAUCAAAGCUGACUCUGCUAUCUUAGGUGGCUCCUACCAGAGUAUGGGCAAUUCAGCAGAUAACAGAACAUUAAUGCUGCCUCCAGAUGAGUUUAAUCCAUUAGGAGGGCAUACAAUCUGGCAGGUCAUCAUAAUUGUCCUCCUCACUGGAUCACUUUCUCUUGUCACUAUUGUUGGCAACAUCCUAGUGUUGGUGUCGUUCAAGGUAAAUAAGGCACUGAAGACAGUGAACAAUUACUAUCUUCUGAGCCUAGCCUUUGCUGACCUGACCAUUGGAACGCUGUCUAUGAAUCUGUAUACCACCUACAUCAUCAUGGACCAGUGGGCCCUGGGACCAGUUGUUUGUGACCUGUGGCUUGCGAUAGACUAUGUGGCCAGUAAUGCCUCUGUCAUGAAUCUGCUAGUCAUCAGCUUUGACAGGUAUUUUUCUGUGACCAGACCACUGACUUACCGGGCCAAGCGAACAACCAAGCGGGCCAUGACCAUGAUUGGAUUAGCCUGGUCUAUCUCUUUUAUUCUGUGGGCCCCAGCCAUUCUGUUCUGGCAGUACAUCGUGGGUGAGCGGACAGUACAGCCAAACGAGUGCUACAUUCAGUUCUUGUCUGAGCCUAUAAUUACAUUUUGUACAGCUAUUGCUGCCUUCUACUUGCCAGUAACUAUUAUGGCAAUCCUGUUCUGGAAGAUCUAUCAGGAGACAGAGAAGCGAGCUAAAGAUGUACAGGGUCUCAAGGGAUCUGGGUCAGGGAACAACCCAAAUCAAGCUCCACAUGAAAGGGGUAGUAGUGGAAAAAAAGGUGGAGAAAGUACACCCAACAACCAGAAUAUCUCAGCAGCUAUGCUGCACCAGGUGAGGUCCCAAAACUACAGCAGCUAUGGACUAAAUCAUUUGUCUUCUGAGAAGAACAACGCAAGCCUACCAGGGGGCGUAGAAAGUAGAGGGAAAUGCAACAUGUUCUGCUUUGAGAUUUCAUCUCUUCUGCCAGUUCACCAUGCAUCCAAGAGAUUAAAUGCCACAUCACCACCAGCAGAACAGAGUAGCUGUGACAGCUUUAACAAUAACGAGGCCUGGGAUUCAGAAGACCAGUCAGGUUCAGAGGCAGAAGUCGAUGCAAGAUCUUCAAAAGAUGGUAAGAAGUCUAGAAAGGGGAAGGAAAACAAGGAAAAAUAUCCCCUGUCUACAAACAUAAGUCCAAGAGGAUCAAAUGCAGCAACCUCCUGUUCUGCUGACCUGUCACCUACAGCUAUCACCAUGAAAGACGCUGCAGUGGCCAAACGCUUUGCCUCCAAGGCCAAGACGGAGAUCAGCAAGCGCAAGAACGAAAAAAAGGCAAAUGAGAAAAAAGCUGCAAGGACACUUAGCGCCAUUCUGUUUGCCUUCAUUACAACAUGGUUACCAUAUAAUAUCAUGGUUUUGGUCAAUACUUUUUGUCAGGACUGUAUCCCUGAAACUCUCUGGGCUCUGGGCUACUGGUUGUGUUAUGUUAACAGCACAGUCAACCCCAUGUGCUAUGCCUUAUGCAACAAGACCUUCAGGACAACCUUUAGAGAUAUUUUAAUGUGUCAGUGGAAUCAAAGAAAGAACAAGCCUCAUUUUUAUCAGAGACAGGCUGUGGCAUUCCAUAAGAAAGACCCCAUGUAGAGUGUGGAUCUUUGUUUAAAGCUGCACUUU
Pundamilia nyererei is the source of this 1796-nucleotide messenger RNA. Its product is annotated as muscarinic acetylcholine receptor M1-like. Gene Ontology annotation, cellular component: synapse; dendrite; plasma membrane. Gene Ontology annotation, molecular function: G protein-coupled serotonin receptor activity; G protein-coupled acetylcholine receptor activity. The coding region runs from base 39 to 1766 and encodes 575 amino acids. Gene Ontology annotation, biological process: chemical synaptic transmission; G protein-coupled receptor signaling pathway, coupled to cyclic nucleotide second messenger; regulation of smooth muscle contraction. The record is from RefSeq and is a predicted model, not a curated record. The transcript has 6 exons. NCBI's taxonomy places the organism in Eukaryota, Metazoa, Chordata, Actinopteri, Cichliformes, Cichlidae.